GCUGGACCCUCCCGCCAGAUGACAGCCGCCAAGAUGGGGGCUUGGGCCCUGCUGUGGCCUCCCCUGCUGCUGGCACUGCUCACGGUGCUGCCUGGCCAGUCCCCAGGAGCCACAGCCCAGGUCCAGGUCUGCUCUGUGGACAAGACUUUCCUCCAAGUGGAGGAGAACUCGAAUAUCACAGAGCCCCUGGUGAACAUCUCCAUCCCGGAGGGCCAGCAGGUGACCCUCGGACCUUCAUCCACACCAUCUGCAUUUCGGAUCCUGGGAAACCAGCUCUUCCUCAACGUGAUUCCUGAUUAUGAGGAGGACUCGAUGCUGGAGGCUCACCUGGAGUGCAGGAGGGGGGACACGGUGGUGACGCAGCUGAGGGUGUUUGUGGUGGUGCUGGACAUCAAUGACAAUGCCCCAGAGUUCCCCUUCACCACCAAGGAGCAGCAGGUGGAGGAGGACACCAGAGUGAACUCUACAGUCAUCCCCGAGGCAGAACUACAGGCCACCGACCGUGACAAAGACAGCAUCUUAUUCUACACGCUGCAGGAAGUGACCCCGGGUGCUGGCAGCUUCUUCUCCCUAUUGGGAGUAAACCGACCUGCCCUGAGGCUGGACCGCGCCCUGGACUUCUACAAGUGGCAGAACAUGACCUUCCAGCUGCUGGUGCGGGACACAAGGGAAGAACAUGUGACACCCAGCCACACGGCCACUGCCACCCUGGUCCUGAAGGUGCUGCCGGCUGACCUGCGGCCACCCUGGUUCCUGCCCUGCUCCUACUCAGAUGGCUAUGUCUGCAUCCAGGCCCAGUACCAGGGGGCCAUCCCCACAGGACACAGACUGCCAUCCCCCCUCACUCUGCGUCCUGGACCCAUCUAUGCUGUGGAUGGAGACCAAGGCAUCAACCAGCGCGUGAUCUACAGUAUCAUAGGGGGAAACGAGGACAACACGUUCGCCAUUGGCCCAGAUUCUGGCAACCUCACCAUGACCAAGAGCGUCCCCAGCCCCACAACCUUCCUCUUGGUGGUCAAGGGUGAACAGGCUGAUCUGGCCCGCUACUCAGUGACCCAGGUCACUGUGGAUGCCCACCAGGCCACUGGGAGCCAGCUCUACUUCCCCCAGAGCCUGUACCGUGGCACGGUGGCCCCUGGCUCUGGGGCUGGUGUGGCCGUCAAGGACACUGCCUCCCCCUCUCAGCCUCUGAGGAUCUGGGCUCAGGACCCUGAGUUCCCGAACCUCAACUCGGCCAUCACCUAUCGAAUCACCAACUGCUCGGAGUUCCAGAUGUCUGGGGAGACCGUGCUGACCACCACGGCAAUACAGCAAGCGGGGGUCUUCUACGCAGAGGUGGAGGCCAAGAACACCGUGACCGCGGGCGUAGCCACCACUGUUGUUGAGAUUCGUGUUUCGGGGCAAGAGCCCCCCUCCACAGAGCCCCCCACAUCCCCAGAGACUGGAAGAACAACUGGGCCCUGGAUCAGCACCACGUCGGAAGCCCCCAGCCUCCCUGGGAUGUCUCAGGGACCCUCAACAACCAGCUCUGCAGGUGGGAGUGGCCCUCGUCCACCCUCAGGCACGACUCUGAGGCCACCCACCUCAUCCACACCCGGGGGGCCCCCCAGUCCGGGAGUGGUCCCCUCCCCCACACCCUGGACGCCCAGUGGGGACUCAGCACAGACCCAGAAGCCAGGGACCUCCCAGCCCACAGCCCCCAGUACCGGAGUGGUCACCUCCCCUGGACCAGCCACGCCCGGUGGGGGCUCAGCACAGACCUCAACACCAGGGACUUCUUCAACGACCACCCCCAGUGUGGGAACAGGCACGUCCAGACCAGCCACGCCCGGUGGGGGCUCAGCACAGACCCAGAGGCCAGGGACCUCCGGGCCCACAGCCCCUGGGCCCAGCAGCAGCCCCCCGCCCUCAGGGAUACCAGGAAGCAGCACUGCAGAUGUCGCAGCAGAGGGUGGCCCUAAGGAUGACCAGCGCUUCUCCACAGUGGACAUGGCGGUGCUGGGAGGGGUCCUGGGUGCGCUGCUGUUGCUGGCCCUCAUGGGCCUGGUUGUCCUCAUCCACAAGCACUAUGGUCACCGACUGAAUUGCUGCUCUGGGAAAGUUUCGGAGCCCCAGCCCCGUGGCUUUGACAAUCGGGCCUUCCUGGGGGAUCACGAGGCUAACUGGGCACCAGCCCCAAGCUCUGGGACGGGCUCCAAGUCUGUGGAGGUGCCACCUGAGUCGCCCAGCCCCGUGUCCCCUGGCCCUGAGUCCCCUAGCUCGGAGUCCCCAGGCCCUGCCCCCCUCGCCAGUGCCCACGAGUCCCCUGCGGCCGCCAGGGCUGGGGACAGCCCCUCGGCUGUGAGAUCCAUCCUGACCAAGGAGCGGCGACCCGAGGGCGGCUACAAGGCCGUGUGGUUCGGCGAGGACAUCGGGGCUGAGGCCGACGUGGUGGUCCUUAACGCACCCUCCGUGGACGCGGACGGCGCGGGCGACUCGGGCAGCGAGGGCAGCAGCGACCAGGUCGCUGUCCGGGACUGGGGUCCCCGCAGCGCGCCCGACGACGACGACGAUGACUCCACCUACAUCUAGCGAGGCCCCUCCGCUCGCCCCCAGCAGGUCUGGACCCGGGGGUCUGCUCUGCCCCCCACGUCUUUCCGCAGAAUAAAAUUUCAUUUUCCA
Molecule: messenger RNA, 2661 nt
Organism: Sciurus carolinensis (gray squirrel)
Lineage: Eukaryota; Metazoa; Chordata; Mammalia; Rodentia; Sciuridae
Gene: Cdhr5
Product: cadherin related family member 5
Exons: 15
Coding region: 19-2571 (850 amino acids)
Biological process (GO): cell-cell junction assembly; adherens junction organization; homophilic cell-cell adhesion
Cellular component (GO): adherens junction; catenin complex; plasma membrane
Molecular function (GO): cadherin binding; calcium ion binding
Source: RefSeq, a predicted model, not a curated record